This is a messenger RNA of Brienomyrus brachyistius, 2021 nucleotides long. RefSeq names its product vesicle transport protein SFT2B-like. Bases 154 to 633 code for a protein of 159 amino acids. NCBI's taxonomy places the organism in Eukaryota, Metazoa, Chordata, Actinopteri, Osteoglossiformes, Mormyridae. The transcript is spliced from 8 exons. Gene Ontology annotation, cellular component: membrane. Gene Ontology annotation, biological process: vesicle-mediated transport. The record is from RefSeq and is a predicted model, not a curated record.
GGAUGACGUCGCGUUUCCGUAACACACCGGCGGAAGCUUCCGAAUCCACCUGUUGGGCUGCGACGGGAAAAUCGGGAGCGUAGAAGAAGUUAUCCAAAAAAAUAACUUAUAAAGCUAUUGCGUACCUAGUAGGAUUUAGUUUGCCCUGUUUUCAUGGACAAACUAAAGAAAGUACUAAGUGGUCAAGACGACGACACCACUGUAUUGCAGGCGGUGAAUGAAGCCUCCAGUUUAUCCUGGGGGACGCGGAUGAAGGGCUUCGUCGCCUGCUUCGUCCUCGGUGUGGUGUGUUCAGUGCUGGGAGUAUGUUUGCUGUGGCUGCCGAAAAUUGGAUUGAUACUGUUCAUCGUUUUUUACACAUUUGGCAACAUUACCUCUCUGUUAAGCACCAUGUUCUUGAUGGGGCCGCUAAGGCAGCUGAAGCGGAUGUGUGACAAAACUCGUGUGGUGGCCACCAUCUUGUUGCUGACAUUUCUUGGAUUGACACUCUGCUCUGCCUUUUGGUGGAAGAACAACGGCCUUGCUUUGCUGUUUUGUAUUUUGCAGUUCUUAGCCUUCGCUUGGUAUGGCCUGUCAUAUAUUCCAUUUGCAAGAGAUGCGAUGAUCAAACUCUUCUCCCUGUGCGUGAAGUAAGGAGCCUCUAUGUGGCUGCCCCCCCGCCCUGCCCCGCAGCCUGGUGACCCUGGCCCCCCGCACACAGCCCCUUCCUCCUGGCCCCACCCCCUCUCUCAGCCCCACACGCUGGUCCCCUGCUUCCUGGCAGAAGCCGCAUCGCAGGUGCUCACUCCAUCCCGGUUGACCGGCACUGCGCAGUGGAAAGGCACUGAAGUAUCCCUCAGCAUUUACAGACUUGAACGCCUUCCAAAACACAAAUGCCUGGACCAUUUAAAAGAGUGGUUAUUUUUGCAAAAACCUAUUAUUAAAUGCUGUUUUUUAGUGCAGCACACCAGGGUUUUGUAAAACUGAGAAUCACGGUUCUUUAUUGAAUAAAUUUCCUUUUUUUACAUGUUAACAGAUUAGUUUAUACAAAUCAGUCUUCUGUAUAUGCCUCUGGUUGUGUGAUCUGGUCAACUCCAUAGCUAACUAUUUUGGUGUUAAUAUGGUUGUGUAGAGUGCAGGGCGUUGGAUCAAUAAGGAUAUUCACUAUUUUUUUGCUGACCUUGCAAUAAUAUGCAUAAAUAAUGUGGUUGUUUGGCAUGGUAAUAUUUCUAAUGUGUAUUAUUUCUGAGAACAAAGUUAACUGAAUUGUAUUUUGCUUGAUUCUUUUUGUGAAUGACUUUGUCAAACCAUGAAUUAUGUUUUUACAGUUUUACCAGCGUCUAACCUAUGUUUUUUGCACAGUUCCGAAUGUGUUUCGUAAUAAUUCCUUAAACAUGCUUCAACGUUACUUAACCACAAAUUACCAGUCUUAAUACUAUGUGUAACUUGAUGUGCAUUGAUUGUGAAUUAUUUAUGUGCAUUAUUUUCGGAUAAUAACGAAUUUAGCAUCACGGUUGACACGCCAAGAUAAAGUUGGUUCCAUUUGCCGUCGCGACGCGUCACGCCUCCCCGCUGACACUGCACGUGCCGUUCCGCACCCGUCGCUGCCUCAGACGGACGGAUCCGGCAGUAAUUCUGUAUUUAUUAGACCCGGACUGUCCUGGCCCGCACACGGUUUUGCCUUCCGUAGAACUUCAGCGACUGUCUGGUCCGUCGUCUUGAGCAACUCAACAAAGGCACCAGUUUUGCACAAAAUCGUGUAGCCCGAAUCGCCUGUUACUGAUCAUAGUAACAGUUAACAGUAGAAACACUUUUGUGUUCAUUAUCUUAAAUAUUUUACUUAAUAGAGUGAAUUUCAGUCGAGCACGACUAUAUCCGCUGUUCUUAAUUUUGUGGGCUUCAUACAAUUAUUCAGUGUCUUUCUAACUUUGAGUAAGUGUUUAAGUGUAACGUUUCGUCUUAGUGAUGGCGAUGAUAAACUUUGUUGCUGGUCUCAUUUUAAUUAUGCUGUGUAUAAAUGAUUAAAUUCUCCAUGAAAUAUC